Molecule: messenger RNA, 3405 nt
Organism: Odocoileus virginianus texanus
Lineage: Eukaryota; Metazoa; Chordata; Mammalia; Artiodactyla; Cervidae
Source: RefSeq, a predicted model, not a curated record
UGAACCAUGGCGUCCGGCACCGCCGCCAGCGAGGAGGAGCGCAGCCUCCGGGAGUGUGAGCUCUAUGUCCAGAAGCACAACAUCCAGGCGCUGCUCAAGGACUCCAUCGUGCAGCUGUGCACCGCCCGGCCCGAGAGGCCCAUGGCCUUCCUCCGGGAGUACUUCGAGAAGCUGGAGAAGGAGGAGGCAAAGCAGAUCCAGAACCUGCAGAAAGCAGGCAGCCGUGCAGACUCUCGGGAGGAUGAAAUCUCCCCCCCGCCCCCCAACCCCGUGGUGAAGGGCCGGCGGCGACGUGGGGCCAUCAGUGCCGAGGUCUACACGGAGGAGGAUGCUGCGUCCUAUGUUCGGAAGGUUAUACCGAAAGAUUAUAAGACAAUGGCUGCUUUAGCUAAAGCCAUUGAAAAGAACGUACUGUUCUCACAUCUUGAUGAUAACGAGAGAAGUGACAUCUUCGACGCCAUGUUCCCUGUUUCCUUCAUCGCUGGAGAGACCGUCAUCCAGCAGGGUGAUGAAGGGGAUAACUUCUACGUGAUUGACCAAGGAGAGAUGGAUGUCUAUGUCAACAAUGAAUGGGCAACCAGUGUCGGGGAAGGAGGGAGCUUCGGGGAGCUCGCUCUGAUUUAUGGGACUCCUCGAGCGGCCACUGUCAAGGCCAAGACAAACGUGAAACUGUGGGGCAUUGACCGGGACAGCUACAGAAGGAUCCUCAUGGGAAGCACGCUGAGAAAGCGGAAGAUGUAUGAGAAGUUUCUUAGUAAAGUGUCUAUUUUAGAAUCUCUGGACAAGUGGGAGCGUCUCACGGUAGCUGAUGCGUUGGAACCAGUCCAGUUUGAAGAUGGGCAGAAGAUUGUGGUACAGGGGGAGCCGGGUGAUGAGUUCUUCAUUAUUUUAGAGGGCUCGGCCGCCGUGCUGCAGCGGCGCUCCGAGGACGAAGAGUUCGUGGAAGUGGGCAGGCUGGGGCCUUCGGACUACUUCGGCGAGAUCGCCCUGCUGAUGAACCGGCCCCGUGCAGCCACCGUGGUGGCCCGUGGCCCACUGAAGUGCGUCAAGCUGGACCGGCCGCGGUUCGAGCGCGUUCUCGGCCCGUGCUCCGACAUCCUCAAGCGCAACAUCCAGCAGUACAACAGCUUCGUGUCCCUGUCUGUCUGAGGCGCGCCCCGCGCCCCGGCCGCCCCGGCCUCCACGCAGACGCCCUGCCCGCGCAGCGCCCUGGGGCCACGGGCACCGCAGCUUCUUGUUGGUUUCUGUUCCAGUUGCUUUUGUGGCACCGUUUUUAUUUUGGAGCAUUACUGAGUGCUCACACAGUUAAAUAAAUAGAAGGAUUCUCUGGAGACUUUGCUGUCCCUGCUUCUCUGUGCAGUGUUAGUGUUGACACCCAGCCACCCCCGCCCCACCCCGGCCCGCUGUCUGCCGAGGGCUGACCCCGCCCCGCCGAGUUACGUGGAGCCUGAGGGGCAGCGCGAGGUUCCCGGAAGUGACGCACGCCUCCUGUUAGCGUGAGCAGUCUUCAGACUGUGGCUGUGUGCUGUCUGUGUAGAGUAAAGGACUUCUCACGAAGCUCUGAGGGUCAGGAACAGGUAUAGCAGAAUCUUCAUGUAGUAGGACAUCUGCCUGUAGUUAAAGUAGCUUGAGGGUGGACUUGCCCGUUGUUGCUAUGAUAGGACCAGUUGUGUUUUUUUUUAAAAAGAGUUUGUACUUGUCAGGCAGGUUUGCCUGGUUUUGUUUCUCUCCAGUUGUUAAGGUUUCCUCUUGAUCUCUGCAGUAUGUGGAGGUGUGGCUAUCUGUUCCUGCUUUCUGCGUUUCACACUGAAGCAUAAGCUACAAAUACCGGUUCUGAUUUAACGACAUCUGCCUCAGCUCACAGAUUCUGAUUAGACCUUCCUCUUUCCAGCUAGUGCCAAAUACUCAUCAGCAGAUGCUGAAAUGACAAUGAGAAUUCGAGGUCUGCAUUCUUGGUGGUUAACUGGGAGCUUCUAGUUAGUGUGUGUCCUUCAGGUGACUCCAGGAUGGUCAUCUCUUAGGCUCUGCAAGCCCCGACUCCAGGACAGACACACUCCGUGUCGAUGUCGUGACAGAGAAAGGGAUGAGGGGUUGCUAAAGGGGGCGAUGGCAGGCAGACAGAGUUCAGUGUUGGAACUCUGCCCCCUAAGUUCACUGGGGCAGGGGACUUGGAAGACAUUCUUUACUCUGCUUCUGCAUCCGCACCACUCCUCGCCCCGCUUUAAGUCAACUAGACUUUAUGGGGGGUUGGGGGCCGGGCAGGAUGUGUGUGUGUUUCACACCCGUCAGAAAGGCCAUCCUGCUGAGAAGUUCUGCUUCCCUAUCCACUGUUCUAUUCCCUGGGAAACUCCUGUGUAAACUUGUGUUUUGAGUCUUAACUGUAUUUCAGUGUUUUCCAGCUUUAUCAACCUUGUGUUACACUAUUCCAUGUGCACCAAUGAUAACCCCACUGUUCAUCUUUAUUGUUUUUUUAAACAGCAUCUCACAGUUCCGUAAUGUAGGCACUUUUAUUUGCAUUGUGAUCUUUAUAACAUAACAUGUAGGGGUAUAUUUGGGAGUGACUGCAAGCGUUUCUUUUUCCAUCUAUGUGCAACUGACUCUGAUUAUUAAUCCCUUCUGAUUAUUAAUCCCUUCUCCUUACCCUUUCCUGGGUCAUUAAAUUGGUCAUGGUACAUGUUUUUCACAGAUUUGAACAGUUUUUAGGUUGUUAAACUAGUUUGGAGUAUAAAUCUGGGAAACAUUUUAUUUACAUUUUAGUGUGGAAUGGAAAGCCACCUUAUUACAAAUUUUUUAUUUUUCAAAAUUAUACUAAAUGAGGAUUUUUGAUCUGUAUUUUGUGUUUAGCUGCCUUUUUAUAUUUAAAAGAUUAAAACUUAUGUUAAUUAGCUUAAAGCUUAAUUUGAUCUUUGUUUAAAUGCCAAAACUGUACUUAACUAAAUUAUUUAGAAUGUCAUAUGUUUGCACAGUUUCCUAUAUGUAUAUAAUCAUGUUCCAUGUAUAUUUAGAUACCUAUAAUGCUUCCUAAAUGAAUUUUGCUCUUAAGUCAUUUGGCUUUGCUGUUUACCCCUUUUUGUAGUUUUUAACCUAAGAAAAUUGAAGUCUGAAUUUUAAAAUGAUCACAUUUUAAGCUUUAUCUUUGUGCAGUCUGGGUAUAUAUGAGAAACCACAGUUGGCAUCAUUUGUCUCAGUGGAUAUCCUGAGCUUUAGCAGUCAUCAUUUCUGGGCUUGGUAAGGGAGUUUAUGAGAUCUCCUGCUCUAGACAGUGUGGACCGCCAAAGGACCAUUUUGUAUUGUUUCUUGGUUACUAGUCCGAUUAUACUCUGUGUGCUAAUAUACUCUCUUCUUUUUGUUAUAGAUUGUCUCAACGGUAGGUCAAGUAAUAAAAAGAUUAAAUAAUUUACUGAA